ACUGUUGAUGUUAGUGACAGGUGUGUUGACGUGAACAGCUGAUGGAAAUAUUUGUCAUCAAACACCGCAAACAGUGAAUUGAUGCGUCUUUAUUUUAAUUAAAUUAAUAUUGCAAUAUGGCAUCAGCUAUAACAGACAAAGUCAGAGAAAGGCGAAGUCGGGUUCUUCUUGGUCCCCUUCCGGAAGAUUUUCUCCGUAUCAGUACUUCCGUGCAGCAACAGCAGGAAGCUGCAGAUCGACAAACAGCCAUAGCUCUGCACCACCAACUAAGCGGUGGUCAGCAAUACACAAAUGCCGUGGGGAGGCUCAGCAUCACUGUUGCUCAAGCGAAGCUCGCAAAAAAUUAUGGAAUGACUAGGAUGGACCCUUAUGCUCGGAUUCGUGUCGGUCAUUGUGUUUACGAAACGCAUACAGACCCAAACGGCGGAAAAAACCCGCGAUGGAACAAAGUUAUUCAUUGUUUGUUGCCUCAAGGCAUCAAUACCAUAACGUUAGAAAUAUUUGAUGAACGCUCAUUUACGAUGGACGAAUUAAUCGCCUGGACUCAAUUCCAGAUCCCUCAACAGGUCCUUGCAGGAGAGACUCAUGAAGAUUGGUAUCCUUUGAAUGGGAAACAAGGUGAAGGUGUAGAAGGAAUGGUUAAUCUCGUUUUAAGUUAUCUAGUUUUUCCUUCAUAUAAAUAUCAACCACCGGCGCCCGUAAUGGUGGUACCUAAUGUAACAGGUGGUAAUGUUACACCUUUGAAAGUAUAUACUGCACCACCUACUGAAGGUGCACCUGCAUUGAGUGAGUCUGAGCUCAAACAGAUUGAGGAAAUGUUUCCAAAUAUUGAUAAAGAAGUGAUUAAAACGGUAUUUGAGGCUAAUAGGGGCAAUAAAGAUGGUACCAUCAAUUCUUUACUCCAAAUGGCAGAAUAAAUUAAUCAGUAAUCUCUUUUUACGCCAUAAUUAAUAUUUAGUUGCAGAUUCUAGUCGUAGCUUUUUAAAAUUUCAUGUUUAGAGUUUAUUAAACGACCAAAGUUCAUUAUUUUGUUUAAUUCAUCAAGUGCCAAAAAUUUUGUCAUGCUUUUUGAUUUGCUUAAUGCGUGCAAUUUUAAUUUUUUAACGACUUUACUGAAACAUUUCCAUUGUUAAUUCCAACUCAUUGUUAUUCAUAUUUUAUCUACUAUGUUAUAUUUAAUCAUAUUGUUGUCGCAAAAUAAACAACAAUUGUAUUUAUGUAUGUAAC
This is a messenger RNA of Tribolium madens (black flour beetle), 1227 nucleotides long. RefSeq names its product toll-interacting protein-like. NCBI's taxonomy places the organism in Eukaryota, Metazoa, Arthropoda, Insecta, Coleoptera, Tenebrionidae. The record is from RefSeq and is a predicted model, not a curated record. Gene Ontology annotation, molecular function: ubiquitin conjugating enzyme binding; ubiquitin binding. The transcript has 3 exons. Gene Ontology annotation, biological process: ubiquitin-dependent protein catabolic process. Gene Ontology annotation, cellular component: cytoplasm. The coding region runs from base 117 to 917 and encodes 266 amino acids.